UGCCGCUAGCAACUAAACAAAAUAACUGCACAUGCGUUCCGACUGCGACGAGGUGCCGCUUAAACCGCCGCGUCGCCAAAAGCUUCAGUUGCCGCUGCAAGAGCAACAACAGGAUAAAGAGCGAGGGCGUGAGCGUGAACGUAGGCGUUCGCGUGAUCCCGUGCAGCGUGCAGAGAGCGAACAGCUGCUGCCUCUCCACUUGAAAAGCAUGUACUCAAAUCUACGCUAUGCUCGCACAAAUCUCAGCCACAGCAGUCUGCUGCUCAACCACCAGCAGAGCUCGUUCGAUGGCAGCGCGCCGACUUCGACUGAGCGCACUGAGAGCAGCGAGACGCUAGACACACCGUUAACCCAGGAAGCAGAGCGAGAGAAUGGCACGCAGCCGCUGGCAUUGCCAUUGGCCGCCUCUGGUCGCUGCCCAAUGCCCGCCGCAACGGCGAACAGACGCUUUGCGCUGGCCAGUGCGCUGCAUGCAACGGCCAGGCUGGCGGCCAGUGUGGAUGCUUACACGGCGGCUGCAACGGCGACCGCUGCUACCAGCCACCACUGCCAUGGCGACUACAGCAUGUGCGACUCGUGUCGACCUCUUAGACUGAGCAACCAGCAUCAGCAGCAGCAGCAACAGCAACAACAUCAGCAGCAUCAUCAACAGCAGCAACAACAGCAGCAGCAACAGGCGCAGCAGACGCAGAGCGCCAACAAUCUUAGUCGUUACACCCACUCGGGGCCGAGCAGCUACCUUGAUUCGACGCGUUAUCUCAACUACAGCAAUUUGCAUUCGAAUUCGCCGCACGCGAGCUCGCGUCGCUUCAACGCGCAGCUAUCGUCCCAACCUUCGCCUCCGCCGCCGCUGCCGCAUUUUGCUGGGCCAGCCAGUUCCAUACCACGGCGAAUUGGACGCAGCAGCAUGUCGCAGUCCGGCGAAGAUCUACACUCGCCCACCUACCUCUCCUGGCGCAAGCUCCAGCUCAGCCGAGCCAAGCUGAAGGCCUCCAGCAAGACGUCCGCCCUGUUAUCCGGCUUCGCAAUGGUGGCCAUGGUGGAGGUGCAGCUGGACAAGGAUACGGGCGUACCGCCCGGCAUGCUGGUGGCCUUCGCCAUCUGCACCACCCUGCUGGUGGCCGUCCACAUGCUCGCCCUGAUGAUCAGCACCUGCAUUCUACCCAACAUCGAGACGGUCUGCAAUCUGCACAGCAUCGCCCUGGUGCACGAGUCGCCGCACGAGCGUCUCCAUUGGUACAUCGAGACGGCCUGGGCAUUCUCCACGGUCCUCGGCCUGAUACUCUUUCUUGUCGAGAUCGCGAUACUGUGCUGGGUGAAGUUCUACGAUCUGAGCACAACCGCCGCCUGGUCAGCUGUGGUUGUUCUCAUACCCGUGAUGAUCAUCUUUCUGGCCUUUGCCGUGCACUUCUAUCGAUCGCUGGUGACGCACAAGUACGAGGUCACCGUGUCGGGCAUACGGGAGCUGGAGCUGCUCAAGGAGCAAAUGGAGCAGGAUCAUCUCGAGGUGAACAAUGCCCGCAACAAUGGCUUCAACUAUGGCGCCUCCGGUGACAUUGUUUAGCAGCAGGCCAAACCCAACAACAACAACAACAACAACAAAAUGCUUCCCCCCCAACAAAAAAGAUAACAAAAACAACUUUUGUAAAAGCUAAAAGACAUAUUUGCCCCCGUCGGGGGCCCAAAGGAAAAACUUUAGACUACAUCAAUUGUUUAGAAUUGUGAAUUUGUAGCUAAUGCAAAUUGUGAUACGCAUAAGGCAAUAUUAUAUAUUUUAUUUUAUUUUUUUUUUUACUUUACAUACGUUACAUACAUACAUGUAGAUAUAUAUAUAUAUAUAGUAUUUGUACGAUCCGCGCAUGGGAUCCAAUCUACAUAUAUGAGCCUCCAUUGGCAGGCCUAUGUCUAAGCGCUAGUUCGCUCCUAAUUUAUACAUAACAUAUACUUAA
Molecule: messenger RNA, 1949 nt
Organism: Drosophila novamexicana
Lineage: Eukaryota; Metazoa; Arthropoda; Insecta; Diptera; Drosophilidae
Gene: Orai
Product: calcium release-activated calcium channel protein 1
Exons: 3
Coding region: 32-1564 (510 amino acids)
Biological process (GO): store-operated calcium entry
Cellular component (GO): membrane
Molecular function (GO): store-operated calcium channel activity
Source: RefSeq, a predicted model, not a curated record